AGAGGGAGGGAGAGAGAGAGAGAGAGAGAGAGAGAGGGUUAAGGAUGCUGAAGCUAGAGUACUCGCUAUCUUCCCCGGUGGCGGUUCAAAACCCUAACCACUCCCUUCCGAGCAAAGCUAGGGUUUUCAGCACCAAUACCUUUGGGUUCGCCCCCAAUUCGACGUCGUUUGGGAAGAGACGACUCGCCUUGAAAUGUCGUCAGUCUGAGUACUUCGAGCAGCAGAGGCUCACUCCCCCAACUCCCCCGAGCACCGCUGCUUCUGCUGCUCAGAGUCCCUCCGGAGCUACUGCGGUGCCGGCUAGGUUUUAUGUGGGACACUCGAUAUACAAAGGAAAGGCGGCGCUCACCGUAGAGCCCAAAGCUCCAGAGUUUACGGCUUUAGAUUCGGGAGCAUUCAAAAUGUCGAGGGAAGGCUUUGUGCUACUUCAGUUUGCUCCUGCAGCAGGUGUGCGUGUGUAUGAUUGGAGCAGAAAGCAGGUAUUUUCGCUAUCAGUGACAGAAAUUGGAAGCAUAGUGAGCCUUGGUGCGAGGGAGUCCUGUGAAUUUUUCCAUGACCCCUUUAAGGGGAAAAGUGAGGAAGGCAAGGUCAGGAAGGUGUUGAAGGUGGAACCUCUUCCAGAUGGAUCUGGCCGUUUCUUUAACCUAAGUGUUCAAAACAAGCUUAUCAACUUGGACGAGAACAUUUAUAUUCCUGUCACCAGAGCAGAGUUUGCUGUUCUCAACUCUGCUUUCAAUUAUAUCUUGCCGUAUCUUAUAGGUUGGCAUGCAUAUGCAAACUCUAUAAAGCCAGAAGAUAUGAGCCGUGUGAAUAACGCCACUCCGAGAUAUGGAGGAGACUUUGAAUGGAGCCGGUAGUGAACGUUGCGGGGGCUCCCAGAAGUGCAAAUUAGCUUCUUUCUUAUGUGUUGUAACUGUAAUGUUAUUAGGAUUUAGGAAAUCCUAAAAUUUUGUUAAUCAGUAGCUACGUGUUUUAUGGAAAAUCUAGUACAGAUUGAAGAAUGAAGAGGCUGACCUUGUCCUCUUUUCUCCCA
Molecule: messenger RNA, 1033 nt
Organism: Rosa rugosa (rugosa rose)
Lineage: Eukaryota; Viridiplantae; Streptophyta; Magnoliopsida; Rosales; Rosaceae
Product: single-stranded DNA-binding protein WHY1, chloroplastic-like
Exons: 7
Coding region: 45-857 (270 amino acids)
Biological process (GO): regulation of DNA-templated transcription; defense response
Molecular function (GO): single-stranded DNA binding
Source: RefSeq, a predicted model, not a curated record